AUUCGUAUGAUCCGUACUGCACAAUUCAUAGUACCAAACCUAGACCCCAGUUGCGCUGCUAUAUUUAUAACUAUUAUAACUGCAGUGUUAUAAAUUUUACAUGAAAAUGUUUAUUCGAUUUCUCUGAUGUGUCACUAAAUAAUAUAAUAUUUUAUAAGAAAGUGUUACUAAAAUAGUAUUAUUUCAGAGUGUACUUUUGUGUAAAGUAUCAAAAAUACAUAAUAUAUACUAUCUAACAUGGAUGUGUUACAGCUAAGAAAUUUCAAAGACUUUCUUCUGCUCUACAAUCAAAUAUCCGAGACAUGUUUCAAAAAAUGUGCCAAUACUUUUCUUUCUCGAGAAAUCAACUUGGAUGAAGAUUCUUGUGUAAAUAAUUGUGCACAGAAAUUUAUUCACGCCAACCAUAAAAUAAUGGAGAUAUUUGUGGAAGUACAACCUGUAAUGCUGCGUAAAAGGACAGAGGAAUUGAAUGCAGCUCAAACAACAUUAGAAGCAGAAAAUCAACAAGUGGAAUCAAGCAUGCAAUAACACUUGUAAUUAUAUAUCAAAUCUCUAGGAUUUUUUAAUUAAUUUCAUUUUAUGAACAAUGUAAAAA
Messenger RNA from Ooceraea biroi (clonal raider ant), 595 nucleotides. Its product is annotated as mitochondrial import inner membrane translocase subunit Tim10 B. The record is from RefSeq and is a predicted model, not a curated record. NCBI's taxonomy places the organism in Eukaryota, Metazoa, Arthropoda, Insecta, Hymenoptera, Formicidae.